Molecule: messenger RNA, 1158 nt
Organism: Scaptodrosophila lebanonensis
Lineage: Eukaryota; Metazoa; Arthropoda; Insecta; Diptera; Drosophilidae
Gene: eIF4E3
Product: eukaryotic translation initiation factor 4E1
Exons: 5
Coding region: 185-871 (228 amino acids)
Biological process (GO): translational initiation
Cellular component (GO): cytoplasm; eukaryotic translation initiation factor 4F complex
Molecular function (GO): RNA 7-methylguanosine cap binding; translation initiation factor activity
Source: RefSeq, a predicted model, not a curated record
AGCUUUACGAACCAAACUUCAUUUGAGCAGCACACAAAUAUCAUAUAGGCUGUCCGUGUUAAGCACACAAAAAAUAAAAAAAUCAUAAACUAGAAACGAAAAACGCGUAAAAGCGUAGCAAAAAAAGGAAAAGCUUAUACAAAACAGACAGGAAAGUAAAUCGUACACGCUAGUCAAGUACAACAUGGUUUAUACCGGCUACGAGACUUACGGGCCCGCUCAGAACGCGCUGAUGGUCUAUGGAGGGGCCGAUGUUGCCGAGGAGCACGGCAUGGAGCUGCAGCCUUCGUUUAAUCGCGUCAUGCGUUUAAUUGAUUACGAGUUGUGUUUCAAGCAUCCCUUGGAGCAUAACUGGACUCUGUGGCAUUGGGAGAACGAUCGCACCAAGUGCUGGACCGAUAUGUUGAGCGAUGUGACCAGCUUCAAUACGGUCGAAGACUUCUUUAGCGUCUACUACUUUAUAAAGCCACCAUCUGACUUGAAGAUAUUCAAUGAUUAUAUGGUCUUCAAGGAGGGCAUACGUCCCAUGUGGGAGGAUGAGGCUAAUAAGGAGGGUGGACGUUGGAUAAUGAUUUUAGAUAAGGCUUCCAAAAGUUUCAUCGACAAAAUGUGGCAUGAUUUGCUUUUGUGCAUGAUUGGCGAGUGCUUUGAUUACUCGGAGCAGAUUUGCGGUGUGGUCAUCAAUGUGCGCAACAAAGCCAAUAAGAUAUCCCUUUGGACCAAGGAUUCGCGCAAUCAGCAGGCUGUGCUUGCCAUUGGCCAUAAGAUGAAGGAGCUGCUCCAACUGGGCGAUAUGAAAAUCCAGUACCAGGUACACAAGGAUGCCAUGGUCCAGCAUGGCCCGAAUGUGAAUGCCAUAUAUGUUAUUUAAAGUGUGUGUGGUCGGACGGACCAUAACAUAUACCGAUCAUAGAUCGGAUUUACAGAGAUUAGGUUAGGUUUGCUCUACGGCGUUCGUAAAUGCUUAGUUCUUCGUUUUAUAAAUGUCUAGAAAUUAGCAUAUACGAUCGUUAGUACUUAUAUAUAUUUAUAAUGCAUAAUUAUGUAUUGUUUUAUGACUCUUGCUGUGAGCUAACUUACACACAUCUAUCUAGAACACAUGCACACUACAUGUACAACACAUAUGUAAAGCACCUACCUAAUAUGUAAUAUGAAUAA